ACAUGGGAAUGUAGGAAAAUAAAAAAAUAGAGAAAGCACUUUUGCUGCUUCAAAACUGAGCCUGCAAGUUAUUCUGUUUCUCCUUGUUAAUACAUGUUGUGUCCAUUCCUGUUAGUGAAGAUAUAUUCUAUUCUUCCGAUAGAAAUGUAAAGUGUAAUUCCUUAAUUGAACCAAAACUGAAGUUUUGAAGCAGAUACCAAAAUUUUAAACAUGUUGUUAACAUUUUCUAUUGUAGACUUGGGUUUUGACUCCAUUUUAACCCCAUAAAUUGUAUUAUAAUUUUCUCAGAAACCAUUGCAGUAGUUUUUUGAAUACUUGAUUGAGAUGAUUCAUCUCUUGAUUGCUCUGUUUCUGCUGAAAUGGCUCUUGUUCUGGUGCUUCUGUUCAGGUCUCCUCUAAGAAACCUGGUGACCAAGGUAUUGGACAAGAUGAAGGAAGGGAGAGGCCCUGUGAUUGCAAAGACUGUUGCAGGAACUUUGUUUGUUGUUUUUAUCUCUAUCUCAUACAAUAUUAUUGAGAUCCAGAAACGUUCAUUGGAAGGUGGUGUUCUCAAUCCAACCGAUGAGGUUCUAAUGGCAAAUCAAAUUUUGGAAGCAUCUCUAAUGGGGUUUGCUCUAUUCCUUGCACUGGUUACGUAUAGAUUACACUACUAUAUCAAAGAGCUUCCAAAAACAAAGAGAUUGGAGGCAGCUGAAGAAAUGAAAUUAAAGCCUGAUGUAAAGCAUCAUGAUCUGAAAGAACAUCCAAAGAGGGCAACAGCUUCAAGAUGAAAAAUUGAUGUUAGAACUUAGAAGUAAACAGAAUCAUAAACAUACCUCAGACAGGGUCAUAUGUUGUAAUAAGAUAAAAAAUGAGAAGAAUGAACUUCUGCAAAUCUGCAAUUUGAUACAUGGCGUUGGCUUAAGUUUUCAAUAUCUGUCCUUCACUGCCUUAACAUCAUCUAAUUGCUCAAAUUAAAUGGCUAUACACAGUUUUUCUGUUGUCGAAUUAUCCUGCUAACUUUUGCCAACCAAACAUUUCUUGAAUCAAAAAAAUUUUUUUUUUUCUUUGAUUCAUGAGAGAAUAAACCAGACCAGACCUUUCUCAGAAUUUGAAUGAAUUUUAACCUGAAACUGGAAAAAUGGCACGAACUGGACCCAAACCAGAAGGCUACUAUUGGAUAUAUACAAUUAAUCAAUUCAUGAAUAGUACUGGAAGAAUGAUUAACCUGCAGUUGAUGG
This is a messenger RNA of Durio zibethinus, 1220 nucleotides long. RefSeq lists its product as uncharacterized. Lineage: Eukaryota; Viridiplantae; Streptophyta; Magnoliopsida; Malvales; Malvaceae. The record is from RefSeq and is a predicted model, not a curated record. Gene Ontology annotation, cellular component: endoplasmic reticulum membrane; endoplasmic reticulum. Gene Ontology annotation, biological process: intracellular protein transport; endoplasmic reticulum to Golgi vesicle-mediated transport.